Molecule: messenger RNA, 2581 nt
Organism: Phodopus roborovskii (desert hamster)
Lineage: Eukaryota; Metazoa; Chordata; Mammalia; Rodentia; Cricetidae
Gene: Kmo
Product: kynurenine 3-monooxygenase
Exons: 15
Coding region: 174-1613 (479 amino acids)
Biological process (GO): quinolinate biosynthetic process; L-tryptophan catabolic process; NAD+ metabolic process
Cellular component (GO): mitochondrial outer membrane
Molecular function (GO): kynurenine 3-monooxygenase activity; FAD binding; NAD(P)H oxidase H2O2-forming activity
Source: RefSeq, a predicted model, not a curated record
AGCUGAUUGAACUUUGGGCCGCUAGUGAGUUAAACGCUAUCAAAGGAAGUGAGCUUUGACCAAACCUUGCUGCUGGCUCCCUAAGGCUCUGGGCUUCUGGCAAUAAAAAAGAUCGCAAAACACCAGCAUGUAGGACAGAGAGUUCCAACCUGAGCAGAGGUGUUUGGACAGCUAUGGCCUCAUCUGACACUCAAGGGAAAAGAGUGGCUGUUAUCGGCGGUGGUUUGGUUGGAGCAUUGAAUGCGUGCUUUCUUGCAAAGAGGAAUUUUCAAGUUGAUGUGUAUGAAGCCAGGGAAGAUAUUCGAGUGGCUCAGUUUACACAAGGAAGAAGCAUUAACUUGGCCCUUUCUUACAGAGGACGGCAGGCCUUGAAGGCCAUUGGCCUGGAAGAUCAGAUCGUUUCCAAAGGUGUGCCCAUGAGAGCGAGAAUGAUCCACUCUCUGUCAGGAAAGAAGUCUGCAAUUCCCUAUGGGAACAAGUCUCAGUAUAUCCUUUCCAUAAGCAGAGAAAAGUUAAACAAGGAUCUACUGACUGCGGUGGAGUCAUACCCCAAUGCGAAGGUGCACUUUGGCCAUAAGCUGUCGAAAUGCCGUCCCGAGGAAGGGGUACUCACCGUGCUUGGACCUGACAAAGUUCCCAGAGAUGUCACUUGUGACCUCAUUGUAGGAUGUGAUGGAGCCUAUUCAACAGUCAGAGCCCACCUCAUGAAGAAGCCCCGCUUUGAUUACAGUCAGCAAUAUAUCCCUCAUGGGUACAUGGAGUUGACAAUUCCACCAAAGAAUGGAGAGUAUGCCAUGGAGCCUAAUUAUCUUCAUAUUUGGCCCAGAAAUGCCUUUAUGAUGAUUGCCCUUCCAAACAUGGACAAGUCUUUCACAUGUACCUUGUUCAUGUCCUUUGAAGACUUUGAAAAACUUCCAACAAGUGAUGAUGUGCUGGAUUUCUUCCGCAAGAACUUUCCAGAUGCUAUCCCUCUGAUGGGAGAGCAAGCCCUCGUGAGAAACUUCUUCCUGCUGCCUGCCCAACCCAUGAUAUCAGUGAAGUGUUCUCCCUUCCACCUGAAGUCACACUGUGUGCUCAUGGGAGAUGCAGCUCAUGCCAUCGUCCCAUUUUUUGGGCAAGGAAUGAAUGCGGGCUUUGAAGACUGCUUGGUAUUUGAUGAGCUAAUGGACAAAUUUAAUAACGAUUUUAGUAUGUGCCUUCCUGAAUUCUCAAGAUUUAGGGUUCCGGAUGACCAUGCAAUUUCAGACCUGUCUAUGUACAAUUACAUAGAGAUGCGAGCACAUGUCAACUCUAGGUGGUUCCUGUUUCAAAGGCUCCUAGAUAAAUUUCUUCAUGCUAUUAUGCCAUCUACCUUUAUCCCUCUCUAUACCAUGGUCGCCUUCACCAGAAUAAGAUACCAUGAAGCAGUACUGCGCUGGAAUUGGCAAAAAAAGGUGAUAAAUAAAGGGCUCUUUGCCCUGGGAUCCCUGGUAGCCAUUGGAAGUGCCUACCUGCUUGUGCACCACCUGUCUCCAAGACCGCUGGGAUUCUUGAGAAGGCGGGCAUGGACUGGAACCACUGGCUACUGGAAUAGGUGCACAGAUGUCUUCUGGCAAGUUCCAUGGAGUCACUAGGAGGAACAUCCCCUUUCAUCAACCAGAAAGCUAAGGUUCUGGUGGCAAAUGUUUGACUUCUCUCCAAAAUCAAGGACCAAAAGCAUGUUCCACUGUCACAUUUAAUUCACAACUGGAAAAUAAUUGUCAGCAUAUAAUUAAGUUCCAUGUAGAAUAUCUGUGUAUUUGUCAGCUGGACCAGGGGGGACGUUGUUACUGUUUUUGCAGUGUUUCCAUCACUUUGCAUUCUUGGGCUGGGUCAAUUUUAAUUUAAAAAAUGCAAUAAUCAAGGUCUUUUUCACUUCUCAAAAACAGAUUGGUUUUGUUUUGUUUUCUGUGUAAGGCAUUAUAGGAGCAACAACAUUCAGGACAGAAAACCACAGUUUGCCCAGUGUGCACUUCCUCUUUGUAAGCAGUAGCUGGAGUUUGUCUAACCACAAGUUCAGAGCACUUGCUAAAACCCAGGGUGUGAAUGAGAUGCAGGUGUUCCAAAGAGUUCCAGGAUGAAUCUGUUUUAUCUCCCAGUCUCCAGAUACCAAAGUAUUACCUUUUGAAGAUAAUAAAAGGGUUAUUCAUGUCAUCCUAAGUGAAGAAGAAAGGGUUGUUUAGGAAAUGAAGUACAUAAAAGAGUGAAAAGGAGAUGGGAAGGCUGUCUUGCAGAAGAAUGGAGACACAGUUCAUUCCAUUUCAGACACAUAGAAGUGAUGCCUUGCACUGGUUGUGGUGGCACAUGCUGGUAGGAUUUGCUGAAGGAGGUAGAGGCAGGAGGGUUACGAGUUCGAGGCCAGCCUGAGAAGUGAUGCCUUGAAAAUGUCACGCAGUGACAGUUAACUUUAUCUUCAAAAUGCAGUGGGGAGAUUCUUUCUUUGGUUCUUUAGUAGGCUGACUGGUUAGAAAUUCUUUUCAAACAUUGUUAAUUUUGAAAGCUAUGAUACUAGUUAUGUAGGAAGUUAAGAAGGAGGUAAUAAAAAUGAAACAAUUUGGCAUUU